UAUAAUAUGCACGUUUUCUUUGGGAUUUUAGCUUUAGGAGGAGUAAAUAAAAUUAAAAAAAAAAACAGAUUAAGUAAGGCGUUUUGAAGCCGAUGUUUGUUUAGUGGCAAUAGAAUAAUAUAAAUGGCGUGAAACCGGUUGUAAGCGUCGGCGAACGCAGACACAGACGUCCUGAAUGUACAGUCCUCGUUGCAUAUUAACACGUGUUUUCACCGGCCGAAGGCUGUUCUAUGAAAAUGAGGAAGCCUGAUGCAACCCUUGUGCGUUAUUGCCAGCCGCGAAUGCGCACGCGCAAAACAUCCGCUGGACGUCACCUCAUGAAGGUCUGAACCGGUCUAUAAAUUAACUUAAACAGCUCCAUCCAAUCAGUACGUUUUUGACACCAGGUGGUCAGUGCGUCUCCGGCAAAAUGAACUCCUAUGUUGCGAUUUGGUGCCUCCUAGCUUUAACCGCGUCCACCAAGGCCGACGGUUCGUGGGGUGGUCUCGUGUAUGCACCAGGACACGCAUCAGUCGAUUAUUACGCGUAUCCUAGAUAUGCCUUUGAAUACUCCGUGAAGGACCCCCACACCGGAGACAAUAAGGCGCAGUGGGAGAAACGUGAUGGAGAUACUGUUCGAGGAGCUUACUCGCUGGUGGAACCGGGCGGCAGCAUCCGCGUCGUGGAAUAUUGGGCUGACGACAAGUCAGGUUUCAAUGCCGUCGUGAAGAGGCUCGGUCCGAAAGUACACCCGGUGGCAGUGCCGGCAGCGCCAAUCUACAAGGCGCCGAUACCGAUGCUGAGCCCGGCGCCGAUCGCACCAAUAGUUCCGAUCUCCGUUGGUUCAGUUGCGAAAUUCGGCGGCCUCGCCAACGCUCCACUAAUAGGCGGACCGCUGUACGGUGGAGCGCUGUCAACCGCAUCAGUAUACAAGGGUCCUGCGGUCUCGAUUCCUACUCCGAUCCUGCCUGCGCCAAUCAUCAAGGCGCCGUUGCCGAUAGCGCCAGCACCAAUCCUGCCCGCGCCUAUUCUUCCAGCACCGAUCAUUAAGGCUGACAUCGGACACUACCCAGGACCCAUGCUAUCCGGACACAACUCUGGACACAUCCUCCCCGCCCCGCUGCCAGUUCUUAAAGGACCUAUCGGUUAUCCUCUCGCACCUAUCGCUCCAUGGGGAGAUGGAUUGAUCAAAGGUCACAUGGCCGGACCUGCGUACUUGGAUGACUUAGGGUACGGUCUACUCUCAAAAGGCUCCGCACUGCCGGCGUGGGGCCCUUUGAGUUAUGGCCUAGGACUUAAACACUGAAAGAACUGACGCCUGCCAUAACGUAUUAAUACUUGCCGCUGCCCAUUAAUGUAAUACCGCCAUGCCCUUCCAAAGCCGACAGAUGACCUUAACAAACGAGAGUUACGAAGACUUACGUGUAAAUUAUUUUAAUUUAUAUAAGAACGUAAUUGUUAAGUUAAAAAUGCACUAAUAAAGCAUAUUUGUUUA
This is a messenger RNA of Manduca sexta (tobacco hornworm), 1474 nucleotides long. RefSeq names its product cuticle protein-like (gene CPR135). The transcript has 4 exons. Bases 410 to 1285 code for a protein of 291 amino acids. Gene Ontology annotation, cellular component: extracellular matrix. The record is from RefSeq and is a predicted model, not a curated record. NCBI's taxonomy places the organism in Eukaryota, Metazoa, Arthropoda, Insecta, Lepidoptera, Sphingidae.